This is a messenger RNA of Limulus polyphemus (Atlantic horseshoe crab), 5346 nucleotides long. Its product is annotated as general transcription factor IIH subunit 1-like. The record is from RefSeq and is a predicted model, not a curated record. Bases 390 to 2129 code for a protein of 579 amino acids. Gene Ontology annotation, cellular component: transcription factor TFIIH holo complex; transcription factor TFIIH core complex. The transcript has 13 exons. NCBI's taxonomy places the organism in Eukaryota, Metazoa, Arthropoda, Merostomata, Xiphosura, Limulidae. Gene Ontology annotation, biological process: transcription by RNA polymerase I; transcription by RNA polymerase II; nucleotide-excision repair.
UCUUAUUCGACAUGGCAGCCUACAGUAGAUACAAGAAACGAAGUUGUAUUGAGUUGAACGUUUUUAAUUACAUUAAUCAUUAUUUCGUUUAUUAAAAAUUUACGAAAGUUAAUUAAUAGUUUAAUCGUUAAAAUAUGCUAAUAUAGAUGUAUUUCAUCCGUUUAUCGUGUAAUUUAAACGAUAAGAGUUACGUAUUAGUGAUAAGCCUAAAAAGUAAAAAAGAUUAUUAACUCGUAAUAGCAUUAGUAGUAAUACUUAAAAGGUAAAAUAGUGAGUUAACCCAAGACUGUUAAUGCACAGUAAAAUCAGAUCAUAACGAACCAAAGCAAAGUUACAAACUGCGACCAGGGAUUGUGGUCAAGUGUUAUAUGUGAUCAAGAAUUUACAAAAUGGGAACAUCGUCAGAAGAUGUUUUGUUGAUGGUUAACCAUGUUCGUUAUAAAAAGAGUGAUGGGACUUUGUAUCUAAUGGCUGAACGAAUUGCGUGGAUGCUGGAUGGGAAGGACACAUUCACUGUGAGUCACAUGUAUGCUGACAUUAAAAUGCAGAAGAUAUCACCUGAAGGAAAGCAAAAAAUUCAGCUACAAGUAGUACUACAUAGUGGUGAUGCUACUACCUUCCAUUUUGUGAAUCCCAUGGGUAUUGAAGUACAAAUAAAGGACAGGAAUGAUGUGAAGGAGCUGCUUCAACAGCUACUGCCCAAGUUCAAACGUAAAAUUAACAAAGAAUUGGAAGAGAAGAAUAGAAUGCUACAAGAGGACCCCCAGCUUUUCCAGCUUUAUAGAGAUUUGGUUGUUAGUCAAGUCAUUACUCCUGAGGAGUUCUGGGCCAACCAUGCUGCUCAAAGAAAAGCUACUGUUAAACAGUCUGUAAAGCAGGAUGUUGGAGUUUCAGCAGCUUUUCUUGCCGAUAUUAAACCUCAAACAGAUGGAUGUAAUGGCCUUAAAUACAACAUUACAGCAGAUAUUAUUGAAUCAAUAUUCAGAACAUAUCCAGCCGUUAAGAGAAAACACCUGGAAAAUGUCCCUCACAAACUGUCAGAAAGUGAGUUUUGGACAAGGUUUUUUCAGUCCCACUACUUUCACAGAGACAGACUAAAUACGGGAUCUAAAGACCUGUUUUCAGAAUGUUCCAAAAAUGAUGAACAAGAUAUCAAGCAAGCUUUAAAAGACAGUUUACAAGAUCCGUUUAUAAAUAUUACCUCGUUUGAAGACAAAACACUAAGUGAGGAAUAUGGAGCAUCUUGUUCAGAGUCAAGCAGUAGAACUCAAGGAAUACACGCUGCUAACCAGUCAAUGAUUCGCAGGUUUAACCACCAUUCUAUGAUGGUUCUUCGAGUCUGUGAAAGUGAAAAGUCAGUAGAAACAAACAACACUCGUACAUGUGCCAAUGGGGUGCUUUCUGCUGAAAAAACUUCCAGUUCCCUUCCGAAUGGAGCCGUUACCCAAAGGCUAACAGCAUCUGAAAUCAGUAAUGGAGUUCACGGAGAUGAAGAAAUGAAGAUUAAAAAAAAGAUAAAGCUGCAGGAAAAAACAUAUUAUGAAGAUUUAGUUGAAAGUAAUCAGUCAGAAGGAAGUACACUUCACUUAACCAGAUCUGACAGGUACUUAACUGGACCUAUUCCUGACACAGAUCACGAUGAUAUCUCAAGUGAUGAUCUUCUACAAAAAGCUAAUCUUAUUAGCUCAGAAAUAAGCCAAUGGCAACCACAACUUACUCAGGUAUUAACAUCUAUUCAAGCUAUCAGUGCUUUAGGGGAACUGUCACCAGGUGGAGCUCUUAUGAAGAGUUCAUCACAAAUUCCACUUAUAGAAACAGUUCCCAAUGACCUACAACAAGAAAUAAAACAGUUAUAUAGUGCCCUUUUUGAACUUUUAAGGCAUUUCUGGUCAUGUUUUCCUACAACAACUCCUCAAUUGGAAGACAAAGUCAUUAGAAUGAAAGAAAGUUUAGAACGGUUCCAUUCUGCUAAACUUCAGCCAUUUCAGGAACACCUCAUAAGGGAUCAUUACAGUAUAGAGUCAACAUCUCACCUUACAGACAUGCUCCAGUCAGCGUACGAUAAGUUCAGCAAAUGGCAAGACAGAAAAUUAUCAACUCAAAAAUCUCUACGACAUAUCUUAAUUUGAUGGGCUUUGUCUGCAUCAUCUUACUACUGUGAUUUUUGUCCCUUAAGCCUCAAAAUGUGUUGAUUCUUAAGUUUGUAUAUUUUUGCAUCCCAGCACAGUUUGCUUUCUGUAAUGCACCAUUGAUACAGAUAUUUUUACCAAUGUCAUAUUUUGGAAGAUUGUAGAAGUAUUUAUGUUUCAGAAGCUAAAAAAAUUCCAGUACUUAUAAAAAGUACAAUUAUAGCUUUUUUUUGUUAUGGAUAAUUGGAAUGUAUUAAUCUCAAUCUAUCAAGUCUUUGAGCAAAAAUUACAGAACUAUGUCAUAAUUUCAAAAAGCAGUUUUAACCUUUGAAAAAAGAAAUAUUUAAAAGUAGUUCUAAUUUUCUAAUUCUAGACUUUUCAAAAUAUUAGACGAAGCAAAAGUUCAGAUUUAAGAAACUCUUGAGUGGCAGUUGAUAGAAAUCUAAUUGUCCACAGAGAGAUACAUCUAUUUGUAGCUAUACCUACCAUUUUUUUUAUUAUUAUUGACCAGUCGGUCAGCUUGAGUACUUAGCUGAUCUUGUUUGUUUUAUGUGGAAGCAUGUCAGUUGGUACGAAGAACAGAGUGAUUAAAUGUUUUAAAUUAAUGUAGGUAAAAGUUUUUGCUAAGUAAGCAUCUAGGGUAAUCAUUUGGGUAAUAAACUCGUGGUUUACUUUAAAAAGGUGUAAUUAUAAAACCCUCUCUAUCUGUUACUUAGAAGAAGGUGUAAACAUAUACUACAUAAUAUUGAAAUAUGCAGCUUUAUUCAUAUUAGGAAUUAUUAUUGAAAUAGGCCUGUUAUGAUGUUAAUAGAAAAGAAACUAUAUAAUGGUCAGUGGGUUUGAAAAAUUAUACAGAUUUUCAGGUUUGUACAUGGAAAAGAAUUUCAGACAACCUCAGCAAAAUUACUUCAACUGUCCAAAUAGAAGUGUAUAACCAAAUAGUACGAUGGUAUAGUUACAGGUUUUAGUAGCAUUACGGAUUCACUUCCUUAAACAGUUCUAAUUACAGAAAGAUUUAUACAAUUAAAAUAAAUCAGUAUAAUAUAAGUAUAUGUUUUCUCUAUAUAUAUUGUAUAACUGUGACAUCCCAUUGAAUUUGCUCGUUCCCCAAAAUUUGGUUAUUUAACAGAAAACAAGAUCCUGUUUCUUUUGUAGUUUGUUAAGCAAUAUUAAAACAUAUAAAAUGCCAAAGAUAUUAUGAAGUAAUGUAAUUGAUUUAUAUUUGGAAAUUAUAAGUUGUUAGCAUUUUAUCAGAUAAUGAAUUAAUCUGUUUGAUAUGGUUAAUAUCUGCAUUUAAAUGUUUUGUACUUCACAAAACAAUGGAUAAUAAGUAGUUGUCACAACAAAUUUGUAUACUGUUAACGUAUUUUAAGAACUUAAAUCAACUAAAGUCGAUUCAUAUUUCAAGCAAUAAUAUCACGUUUCAUAAAAUAAAAAAAUAACAUUGAGUGAUGUGUGAGUACCUGAGCCUACUUUUUCUUGAUUAAGUUUUGUUUAAAUUCAGCAUGUUUAUAUUUUAUCCUGUUUAAUGAUGCUGUUGUUAUUUUUUUAUCAUUAGACUGCACUAAGUACUGAAAUUAAACAGAUUUAAAAUUACUGCUUUAAUCAGUAAUCUUAAAUCUGAAGCCAAAAUUUGGACACUUGAUCUCUACAUAUUUAAUAAAAAUCAGUAAUAUUAGUAGAAUAGUUGUUAUAGUUAAGCCUCUCUACGUUUUGAUUUAAAAUCAAACAAAAUGAUUACAAAUGAAAUGUGAAAUUAAAGGAGAAAUAAAGGCAAUCUUAUAACACUUUACUUUAAUUGCAAAAGAAGUUGGGAAAUUUGAGUUAUAAUUUCCAUGUACGUAUCAUUUUAAUAUUUUACUCACACAAAUCUGUAGUGAUUUUUUUGAAUCUCAAUUUGUAUUUGGCUUAUCUUUGAGGAAUUUCUUUUUUUCAUUGUAAGAAAAAAAAUUAUUUCUAACUGAUUAUAGUUGAAAUGGUUCUCAUUGUCAUGGUUUGUACCCUACGUAUGUUCACCUGAAUUUAAUUCCCAAUUGGUUGAUGUUUCUUUAUUACAUGGUAAUUACUAUUCAGCUUAUAUCCUACGUUUUCAGGGGAGUCAUUAAAAGGACUGUAUGUGGUGGCAAGAGCUGGGACUCAAUCCAGGGUCUUCUUGCUUGAAAGGCAAGUCCUCAAAGAGGGCAGCAGGUUAGCAGCCAAAACAUAGGUUAUAAGCUAAAAAGUAAUUAGUACCUAAUAAAUAAGAAUUAUACAAACAAAUAGUAACUAACUGGUGGUUAGAUGUAGGUGGUGAUGUAUUUACAAACCAUAACAACAACUGAUAUCCCAUCUCUACAAACUUACCAUAAGGAUUUUAUUUAUUUAUUGAGAGUUCAUACUUAUAGAUAAUCUAGAAUAAUAACAGAAGCAUUGGAUGGAAAAGUUUAUUAUUUACCACCUAUGUAUUUUGUAUUAUAUGAUACAUCUGUAUUACUUAACUGUUUGUGAUCGAGUCGCGAGUAUUAACAUACAGGGGAAAAAUCUUUUAUAAUCAUUCACUUUGUAGAAAUGCUUACCAUUGUUGCCUUAUACUAUCAGUCCUAGCAUUUUCUUUUCUGCAUGCAUUAUCAUACAUUUGUACGAGGUUGAAAGGCUGAAUGACAUUUUAGCCUUUGGCUCUGUCAUGUGCAAAUCUUAAGAGAAUUAUAAUUAAUCACAAAUAACAUUUUUUUCCUUGGACUGUACAGUUAAUUAUGUUAUAUAGUAGGUCAGUAACAACCUAAUAUUGAAAUGAAAGUCAUCAUUAAUUUACUAAGGCUUACAAGUUUUUUCAACAUUUUAUUUACUGCAAGUGUAAGAUAAACGAGAAACAGCGUACCAUCUGUUUUGUGUUUCAUAAUGUGCAGUGUUAAUACCAUAGUAUGAGUGUGUGUGUGUGAGGGUACAUUUUUAACUAUCUUUCAUUAAUGAAAGUAAAAAGCACAGCAUUAUUAUCGGUGAGAUGAUAGAAAACAUGAGAAACCUGAAGGAUAGAGUUUAAUAGUAUAUAGAGAAGUUGUACAUGUACUAAUAUUUUAAGCCCAAAGGUUUUCUCAUAUAAGUUGCCACGUAAUCAUACAUUUUCUUGGUGUAUAUGUAGGACGUUGAAACCUGGAAUAAACUGUACAUGGCCUUCACAAUAUUCUGUGAUGUAGCUCUUGGUCACCACACUUAAACACAAUUUAUACAUAAAAUGUAA